Triticum turgidum subsp. durum (durum wheat) is the source of this 1176-nucleotide messenger RNA. The record is from the annotation of a GenBank genome assembly. Lineage: Eukaryota; Viridiplantae; Streptophyta; Magnoliopsida; Poales; Poaceae.
AUGGCGAGCGGGGGCAGGACGGAUCUGGACGGCGGCGCCGUGGCGCCGCUGACCAUCUGCGUGAUCGGCGCCGGCGGCUUCAUCGGCUCGCACCUCUGCGAGAAGCUCAUGGCCGAGACCCCGCACACCGUCCUCGCCGUCGACGUCUACUGCGACAAGAUCCGCCACCUCGUCGACCNNCCCCCGCCCCACCUCGCCGGCCGCAUCGCCUUCCACCGCCUAAACAUCAAGAACGACUCCCGCCUCGAGGGCCUCAUCAAGAUGGCCGAUCUGACGAUAAACCUGGCGGCGAUCUGCACGCCGGCGGACUACAACACGCGCCCGCUCGACACCAUCUACAGCAACUUCAUCGACGCGCUCCCGGUGGUCAAGUACUGCUCGGAGAACAGCAAGCGUCUGAUCCACUUCUCCACGUGCGAGGUCUACGGCAAGACCAUCGGCAGCUUCCUCCCCAAGGACCACCCCCUCCGCAAGGAAGCUGAAUUUUAUGUGCUGACAGAAGAUGAGUCACCCUGCAUCUUUGGUCCAAUCGUGAAACAGAGAUGGUCCUACGCGUGCGCAAAGCAGCUUAUCGAGAGGCUUGUUUUUGCUGAAGGCGCAGAAAAUGGCCUUGAAUUCACGAUUGUGAGACCUUUCAAUUGGAUUGGGCCAAGGAUGGACUUCAUUCCUGGCGUUGAUGGUCCUAGCGAGGGUGUUCCUCGGGUUUUGGCUUGCUUCAGCAACAAUCUCCUGCGCAGAGAGCCCCUGAAGCUUGUCGAUGGCGGCGAGUCCCAGAGAACUUUUGUUUACAUCAAGGAUGCCAUUGAAGCUGUUCUUUUGAUGAUUGAAAACCCUGCUCGAGCCAAUGGUCAUAUCUUCAAUGUUGGGAAUCCUGACAAUGAAGUCACUGUUAGGGAGUUGGCCGAAAUGAUGACAGAGGUCUACGCUAAGGUCUCAGGAGAGCCCCCGCUGGAGGAGCCUGUGAUCGACGUGAGCGCGAAAGAAUUCUAUGGGGAAGGGUACGACGACAGCGACAAGAGGAUCCCCGACAUGACCCUGAUCAACAAGCAGCUAGGGUGGAACCCCAAGACCCCUCUCAAGGACCUGCUGGAGACGACGCUGACCUACCAGCACAAGACCUACAAGGAGGCCGUCAAGACGCAGAUGUGCCUGGCCACGGCGACGCCUUCAAGCUAG